Sphaerodactylus townsendi is the source of this 1586-nucleotide messenger RNA. It is a transcript of the gene SAG, whose product is annotated as S-antigen visual arrestin. Gene Ontology annotation, molecular function: G protein-coupled receptor binding. NCBI's taxonomy places the organism in Eukaryota, Metazoa, Chordata, Lepidosauria, Squamata, Sphaerodactylidae. The record is from RefSeq and is a predicted model, not a curated record. Gene Ontology annotation, cellular component: photoreceptor outer segment; photoreceptor inner segment. Gene Ontology annotation, biological process: signal transduction; G protein-coupled receptor internalization. The coding region runs from base 174 to 1385 and encodes 403 amino acids. The transcript has 16 exons.
CAGGAAGUUGGGUAAGGGUUAAGGGUUCCUUUGACGUCUUGUUACCACAAGGAAUACUGCAAAGGCUCUGAGGAAGCAACUACAGCAUAAGUAACUUGCUUUAUCUUUUUCUGACUCUGGCCUUAUCCGGAUAUAGGAAAGGUUCAUUCUUACCAGGCUGCAUAACAGUAGAGAUGAGCAUCCCUGAAUCUCCAAAGAUGGUCUCCUUUUCCCAAAUCUCAGUGAAGAAUGCCAACCAUGCUCAAAAUCAUGUUAUCUACAAGAAGAUAUCUUGUGACAAAGGAGUUACUCUCUACCUGGGAAAGCGAGAGUUCAUUGACCGUGUCAAUGAUGUGGAACCUAUAGACGGUGUAGUGUUGGUGGAUCCAGAAAUUGUCAAGGAGAAAAAAGGUCAGACAGCUUAUCCGGUGUAUGUGGCUCUCACUUGUGCUUUCCGAUAUGGGCCAGAAGAUGUUGAUGUUAUCGGUCUCACUUUCCGGAGGGACCUGUAUUUCGCUAAGACACAGGUGUACCCAUUACAAGAAAAACAAAGACCACUUUCCAACCUGCAGACAUAUCUAUUGAGUAAACUGGGGAAAAAUGCACAUCCCUUUGUCUUAACUUUUCCUGACUACCUGCCUUGUUCAGUCUGUCUGCAGCCAGCUCCCCAAGAUGUCGGGAAGUACUGUGCAGUGGAUUUUGAGGUCACAGCUUUCUUUACAAACGAUGUGGAAGAGACAAUUCUUAAGAGGAACUCUGUGCACCUUCUGGUCCGCAAAAUGCAGCAUGCCCCUGAUGUACCAGGCCCUCAGCCUCAAGCAGAAACCACCAGGCAGUUUUUCCUCUCCAAGAAACCACUGACCUUGAAAGCAUGCCUCAGCAAAGAGGUGUAUUAUCAUGGUGAACCAAUUCCUGUCACAGUGACUGUGAUCAACAACACAGAUAAAGUGGUUAAGAAGAUCAGUGUGUCAGUGGUACAAGUUGCUAAUGUGGUAUUGUACUGCAGUGACUUUUACACCAAAACAGUAGCUCUGGAAGAAACUGAGGUUAAGAUGCAGCCAAAUUGUACCUUCACUAAGACAAUGUUAAUUUUGCCCUUGCUGGCAAACAACCGAGAAAAACGAGGCAUAGCACUGGAUGGGAAGCUGAAGAAUGAAGAUACUAACUUGGCUUCCAGUACCAUUAUUAAAGAUGGGAUAGACAGGAGAGUCAUGGGAAUCCUGGUUGCUUACAAGAUCAAGGUGAAACUCGCUUUCUCAGGCUUGCUUGGAGAUUUUACUUGCAGUGAUGUAGGCGUGGAACUGCCUUUCCGUCUUAUGCACCCUAAGCCAGUGGAGGUAAAUGCAACAGGAAUUGAAAGUGACCAAGAUGACCUGGGUUUUGAAGAGUUGCUAAUCAAAAACUGAAAGCUCAGAACUCAGAGGACGACAAACAGGCUGGCUCGCUAAAUGAUGAGUGACAGAUGAAUGGGGUGGAUCAGCUAGGAAAGCCACAAGAGUUGUUUAUAACAGCAUACCAAGUAGAAAAUGAUUGUAUUAAACAAUAAAGCUUUUUAUGUCAAUUAAACAAUACUAUUUUAGAAUAAAGAAACGCAAUGGUUAAGUUUA